Malania oleifera is the source of this 3457-nucleotide messenger RNA. RefSeq names its product homeobox-leucine zipper protein ROC3. Gene Ontology annotation, biological process: regulation of DNA-templated transcription. Bases 434 to 2854 code for a protein of 806 amino acids. Gene Ontology annotation, molecular function: lipid binding; DNA-binding transcription factor activity, RNA polymerase II-specific; DNA binding. The transcript is spliced from 12 exons. The record is from RefSeq and is a predicted model, not a curated record. NCBI's taxonomy places the organism in Eukaryota, Viridiplantae, Streptophyta, Magnoliopsida, Santalales, Ximeniaceae.
UGGAAGCGGAGAGAAACGCUCUGUGUCUGCCAUAAAUACAGCGCAACGUGGAGGAAGACAGGAAAGGGGUUGGCGUUGAUCGGUUUUUCGUCAUCCCCCCUAGUUAAAGUCCGUAUUUACCCAUUUAUAAUUUAUGCCCUCGCUCCUCCUCAGAGCCUAAACCCCCAAUUCGACACAUUCAUACAUUCAAACUUAUAAACAUAUAUACACAGAUUGUCAAUUUAGAGAAGAAGAAGAAGAAGAAGAAGAAGAAGCAAAGGGUUUCUUGGGACUUCUUCAUUUUUCCCAGAAAUACUUGCACCGACACUGGUCUGGUUCUGCUGCUAAUGCAAAGAAGAAGUUAAAGCAAACCCUAAUUGAAUAUUUCAGGUUUUUUUUUAUUCUUUGGAUUAAAUAAAAAGUACCGGAGAUUAAAAGCGAGUGAGGAGGCAGAAUGUAUGGAGAUUGCCAGGUGAUGUCCUCCGCCAUGGGAGGGGACUUGGUGUCUUCGGAAGCCCUGUUUUCCUCUCCGCUCCGAAACCCUAACUUCAACUUCAUGCCCAACAUGUCUUUCCCACCUCCUUUUACUCCCAUCAUCCCCAAAGAGGAAGGAGGAGGAGGAGGAGUGACGAUGAUGAGAUCGGGAAAGGAUGAUAUGGAACAAAGUGGGUCAGGGAGCGAGCAUAUAGAAGGCUUAUCAGGGAACGAACUAGACAUGAGUGAGCAGCAGCAGCAAGAUCAGCAGCCCAAGAAGAAACGCUAUCACAGGCACACCGCUCGCCAAAUCCAAGAGAUGGAAGCUUUAUUUAAGGAAUGCCCACACCCGGAUGAUAAGCAGCGAAUGAAGUUAAGCCAAGAUCUCGGCCUCAAACCUCGCCAAGUCAAGUUCUGGUUCCAAAACCGCCGAACCCAGAUGAAGGCACAGCAAGAUAGAGCAGACAAUUUGGUGCUAAGAGCAGAAAAUGAGAACCUAAAGAGUGAGAAUUAUCGGCUGCAAGCGGCAUUGCGCAAUAUUAUAUGCCCUAACUGUGGAGGGCCGGCACUGCUAGGAGAAAUAUCUUUUGAAGAACAGCAGCUUCGCCUUGAAAAUGCCCGCCUCAAAGAAGAGUUGGAACGUGUGUGCUGUCUCACUUCAAGAUAUACCGGCCGGCCCAUGCCAGCAAUAGGACCACCAGCUCCUCCUUUCCUCCCUCCUUCAUUGGAGCUGGACAUGAAUAUCUACUCGAGGCAUUUCCAGGAGCCCAUGCCCAAUUGCGCCGACUUGAUUCCAAUUCUGCCGCUAAUGCCGGAAAACUCCCAAUUCUCCGAGGCUGCAUUGGUGGUGUUGGAAGAGGAAAAAUCGCUUGCGCUGCAGCUUGCGGCAUCGUCCUUGGAUCAACUCGUGAAAAUGUGCCAAGCGGGCGAGCCCCUUUGGAUCCAAAGCAACGAAAAUGGGAAGGAAGUCCUAAAUAUCGGCGAGCACGUGAAAAUGUUUCCGUGGCCUUUGAAUCUCAAGCAGGAGACAAGUGAGUUCAGGACCGAAGCCACUCGACACAGCGCUGUAGUCAUAAUGAAUAGCAUCACCCUAGUUGAUGCCUUCAUAGAUGCUAAUAAAUGGAUGGAGCUGUUUCCUUCCAUAGUUUCUAGGGCAAAAACUGAGCAGGUUAUUUCCUCUGGCGUUUCUGGUCAUGCUAGUGGUUCUCUCCACCUGAUGUAUGCAGAAUUGCAAGUUCAGUCACCAUUGGUGCCCACCCGGGAGGCGCAUUUUCUGCGUUACUGCCAACAAAAUGUGGAAGAGGGAACUUGGGCAAUUGUUGAUUUCCCUAUUGAUAGCUUCCAUGACAAUGCUCAACCUUCCUUUCCUAGAUACCGAAGACGGCCCUCUGGCUGCAUUAUUCAAGACAUGCCCAAUGGAUAUUCUAGGGUAACAUGGGUAGAACAUGCAGAAGUAGAGGAGAAACCAGUUCAUCAGAUAUUCAACCACUUGGUGAAUAGUGGGAUGGCAUUUGGAGCACACCGUUGGCUAGCGGUCCUCCAACGUCAGUGCGAGAGGAUUGCCAGCCUUAUGGCUAGAAACAUUUCUGACCUUGGAGUAAUACCAACUCCGGAAGCACGGAAGAACUUGAUGAAAUUGGCACAGAGAAUGACAAGGACAUUCUGCACAAACAUUAGCAGUUCCGAUGGACAAUCAUGGACAGCCCUUUCCGACUGCGCGGACGACACAGUUAGAAUAACCACAAGAAAGAUCACAGAGGCAGGCCAACCCAAUGGGGUCAUCCUUUGUGCUGUUUCCACUACUUGGCUGCCAUACCCUCACUACCAAGUAUUCGAUCUCUUGCGGGAUGAACGCCGCAGAACUCAGUUGGAUGUGCUGUCCAGUGGGAAUUCCUUGCAUGAGGUGGCUCACAUUGCAAAUGGUUCUCAUCCUGGGAACUGCAUUUCUCUUCUUCGGAUUAAUGUAGCGAGCAACUCAUCCCAAAACGUGGAGUUUAUGCUGCAAGAGAGCUGCACCGAUGACUCCGGCAGCCUCGUCGCCUUCACCAGCAUCGACGUCGACGCCAUCCAGCUUGCCAUGAGCGGCGACGACCCCUCCUCCAUUCCCCUCCUCCCCGUCGGCUUCGUCAUCGUUCCGAUGGCCCCCAGCUCCAGCCCCGCCACCGCUGACCGCCCAACACAUCCCUCCGUCGACGGACCACCCAGCUCCUGCGGCUGCCUCCUCACCGUGGGUCUCCAGGUUCUGGCCAGCACCAUCCCCACCGCAAAGCUCAACCUCUCCACCGUCACCGCCGUCAACAACCACCUCUGCAACACGGUAAACCAGAUCAGCGCCGCCCUCAGCGCCGGGGGUUCCUGCGCCGAUAAUGGCUCUUGCACGGAGCCACCACCCAAGCAGUAGUCACCAACCGAAUUACCCAAAAUGUUCUCCCUCUCUCUCUCCAGCCCUUCCGUGGUAUCGUGGAAAUAAUUCCUUUUGCCUCGGAGCAUGGGCAUUUUGGUCUUGAAGUUUGGACGUGCGCCCUGGUCUAAAUUACCAAGAGGGGCAGAGGGAUAGCUUUUUCUCUUUCUUUUUUGGGGGGUCAGUUUUGGAAGGAGGGGAGAUAGGAAAGGGAGAGGGGUUUUGGGUAAUUCAGGAAAGUAGUGGGGGGUAAUUCUGUCAAAAAUUAGUAGGUGUGGUUCCCGUUCUGACAACUAAGGGUAAAUAAAGGAAGCAGUAGAGAGAUGAGGUUGGUUAGGGAGAAGAUAGGUAGACAGCGUAAUGAAUGUGAACUUGUGAAGGGAGGGGGGGUAAAAAGGUAAAAGAACCGGGGGGUAAAAAGGUAAAACGAGAGGAGGAGUCAAGAGCGCACCAGAUGGGACCCUUGGGCUCACCAGCCAGCAAGGGUCAUGGUUCGGGAAUUGACUUCCCCUUCUUUUCCCCCCUUACCUUUUUAUUUUUAUUGUUUGUUUGUUUGUUUGUUUUGAAAAUACUCUUUUGAUUAAUUAAUUUGCUUUCUUUUUU